Molecule: messenger RNA, 516 nt
Organism: Macrosiphum euphorbiae (potato aphid)
Lineage: Eukaryota; Metazoa; Arthropoda; Insecta; Hemiptera; Aphididae
Source: the annotation of a GenBank genome assembly
AUGUCAUUGAUGAAGGCGAUGAAUAGUAAAGGUGAUAGGCACGAUCCUUGGGGGACGCCAGCAUCGGGUUGUCUUAGUGUUGAGAAAGUCGAUCCGACUCUUACAGAGUACGAUCGGUUUGACAAAAAUGACUUGACUAGACUGACAAGUUGUGGGGCUGUGUUGAGCUUGAGUAGUUUGUGUAGUAGUCCAUCGUGCCAUACCUUGUCGAACGCUUUUUCGAAGUCGAGGAAGACUGCGGCUGUUUUUUACCUGCGAUUUGUCGCGUUGGUCAGGUGGUCGACUACUUGUGUCAGCUGGUUAGUUGUAGAGUGCUGUGGACGGAAGGCAAAUUGUUCCGGUCUGAUCGACGGGGACAGUGUUCUCCUGAGUUUGAUCAGUACUAGGAUCUCGAGUACCUUCGCCAUGGAGUUGAUCAGUGAUAUUGGCCGAUGGUUGCUUGGAUUUUUCAGGUCCUUCCCUGGUUUGGGAAUCAUUAUGACCGUAGCCAUUUUCCAGGAGGCGGGAAAGUGUUGA